Molecule: messenger RNA, 291 nt
Organism: Pseudozyma flocculosa PF-1
Lineage: Eukaryota; Fungi; Basidiomycota; Ustilaginomycetes; Ustilaginales; Ustilaginaceae
Exons: 1
Coding region: 1-291 (96 amino acids)
Source: RefSeq, a predicted model, not a curated record
AUGAGUGGCAAGGGCUGCGCCUGUACGCCGCGCUCGUUGCUGGUCCCGGCUGGCGGCGUAAAGGUCCUUGAUCCGAGCCUCCGAGUGAGCAGCGAAGAGCUGCUCAAACGCGAUCGCGAGUGGCAGCAGCAGAGGCAGCUGGCCGAGACCACCUCCGCCAAGGUCGGUGUCACUGCGACCGAGCAACGAGGUCGACCAGCUCAGCCAGCAUCCGACCAGUCUGGCCACGGCCUGCAACGGAGAAGCAAGCUGGCCUCCCUCAGAUGGCCGUUCCGCAAGGCAGUGAAGUGA